GACCGGAAAACUCCUCCCUUCCUGUGCCCUGGUGGCAUGGCCCGUGUCCCCGCAGAUGCUGUGACAGCCAUGUCGGACGAGAAGCCCCCGCAGCUCGUGGAUUACUUCGUGGUGGCCGGGCUGGCGGAGGCGUCGCGGGCGCUGGAGGAGGAGCAGCAGCCGCGGCCGGCGCGGCCCGGGGAGCCCAUCACGGACGUGGCCGUGAUCAUCCGCUCGCAGGGCGAGGAGGUGCCCCAGGGCUUCACGUGCAUCGAGACCAGCACGUCGGGACAUCCCGUGGAGCUCAACGCGGGGCUGCUCAACAACCCCCAGAUGUUCCUGUGCUACAAACGCGGGAGGGACAAACCCCCCCUGAUCGAGCUGGGGGUUCACUAUGAGGGCAAGGACCGCCCCAAGCCGGGCUACCAGAUCCUGGACACCACCCCCUACAGCCGCUCGGCCAACCUGGCCGCGGGCUCCCCGGGCCACCAGCGCACCUUCCUGACGUUCCGGCGUGCGGCCGAGCCCCCGGGCCACCACACGCUGGGGGUCACCGACAUCUGCCUGGUGAUCCCCAGCAAGGGCGAGAGCACCCCCCACACCUUCUGCCGCGUGGACAAGAACCUCAACACCAGCAUGUGGGGCCCCGCGUUGUUCCUGUGCUACAAGAUCGCCGUGGCCAAGGACAACACGCUGGUCUACGAGGCAGGGCUGCUGAGCCGCUACCCCGAGCAGGACAGCGAGUCCUUCCCACUGCCUGAGUCAGUGCCCGUGUUCUGCCUGCCCAUGGGGGCCACCAUCGAGAGCUGGCCCGUGGGCACCAAGUACCCCCUGCCCGUCUUCUCCACCUUCGUCCUCACCGGCGCCUCGGGGGACAAGGUGUACGGCGCUGCCAUCCAAUUCCACGAGGCGUUCCCGCGGGAGCGGCUGUCGGAGGCGCAGGCGCUGCGCCUGGGGCUGCUCAGCGUGGUGGACCGGCGGCCGGUGCCCGGGCGCUCCCUGCACACCCGCAAGAGCAUCUGCGUGCUGUCGCACUGGCCUUUCUUCGACGUCUUCCGCAAGUUCCUCAUGUUCAUCUACCGCUACUCCAUCUCGGGCCCCCACGUGCUGCCCCUGGAGACGCACAUCUCGCACUUCAUGCACAACGUGCCCUUCCCGUCCCCGCAGCGCCCGCGGAUCCUGGUCCAGAUGUCCCCAUAUGACAGCCUGCUGCUGUGCCGGCCCGUGUCCUCCCCGCUGCCCCUCAGCGGGGCCAGUUUCCUGACGCUGCUGCAGAACCUGGGCCCUGACAACGCGGUGGCACUGCUGGUGGCCGUCCUGACCGAGCAGAAGCUGCUCAUCCACUCCCUGCGCCCCGACGUCCUGACCAGCGUGGGCGAAGCCCUGGUGGCGAUGAUCUUCCCCCUGCGCUGGCAGUGCCCCUACAUCCCGCUGUGCCCGCUGGCGCUGGCUGACGUGCUGUGUGCCCCCGUGCCCUUCAUUGUAGGCAUCCACUCCAGCUACUUCGACCUCUACGAGCCCCCCCGCGACGUCAUCUUCGUCGACCUGGACACCAACACCAUUUUCCAGAGUGAGGAGAGGAAGCUGCUGUCGCCCCGUGCGCUGCCCCGCCGGCCCUGCAAGGUGCUGCUGGCCUCGCUGCACAGCCUGUCCCAGCAGCUGGAUGAGCUGCUGAGCGCGCCGGGCGAGGAGGAGCCCCCGGAGCUGGUGCUGAGCGACGCGGAGGCCGCGGGGGCUCGGCGGGCACAGCUGGAGCUGGAAGCUCGGGCGGCGUUCCUGCGUUUCAUGGCCUGCGCCCUGCGCGGGUACCGCUCCUUCCUGCGCCCCAUCGCGCCCGCGCCCGCCCCGGCCGGCCGUGAUGCCGGCAGCCUCUUCGCUCUCCAGGGGUUCCUGCGCUCCCGGGAGCGGGCGUACCAGCGUUUCUACGGGCAGCUGCUGCGCACGCAGCUCUUCACGCAGUUCAUCGAGGACUGCUCCUUCGCCAGCGACCGCGAGCCCUGCCUCGAGUUCUUCGACACCUGCGUGGACAAGGUGCAGGUGGACCUGGAGAAGCCCGAGGACACGCCCCUGAUGGAGCUGGACGACCCCCGGGGUGGGGAGCACACGGUGUUCAUCACCCCCCCGGAGCAGCCAGCGGGGCCGGAUGGGGCUGAGCCCCCCGCACGCUACAGGUAUGACGGGUUCCCCACGCUGCGCCCGGAGCUGUUGGAGCCCCCCCGGGACCCGCUGGUGGCCCAGCUGUGCCAGGCCCGGAGCAGCGCCCCGAGCAGCCCCGCCCCGCGCCGCACCAAGCAGGAGAUGAAGGUGGCCCAGCGGGUGGCCCAGAAGUCGUCGGCGGUGCCGGAGCUGUGGGCUCGGUGCCUGCUGGGUCACUGCUACGGGCUCUGGUUCCUGUACCUGCCCACCCACGUGCGCGCCGCCCCCGCCAAGCUCCGCGCCCUCCAGCUCGCCUACGACGUCCUGCGCAAGAUGGAGCAGCACAAGGUGGUGCUGCCCGACGAGGUGUGUUACCGGAUCCUGAUGCAGCUGUGCGGGCAGUACGGGGAGCCCGUGCUGUCCGUGCGCGUCCUGCUCGAGAUGAAACGCGCCGGCAUCGUCCCCAACACCGUCACCUACGGCUACUACAACAAGGCCGUGCUGGAGAGCAAGUGGCCGGCAGGGACACAAGGGGGGCGGCUGCGCUGGGCCAAGCUGCGGAACGUGGUGCUGGGGGCGGCGCAGUUCCGGCAGCCCCUGCGGCAGCGGCAGCGCCGGAGCGCGGCUGGAGACCCCCCAGGUGGCCAAGCCCCCCCCGCCCCUCGCCCCCCUCUGCAGCGCCAGACCACCUGGGCAGGUCGGAGCCUGCGGGACCCGGAGCCGGGCCCGUCCCCGCGCCUGGUGAAGAGCGGCAGCCUCAGUUUCCCCGGGAGCUCCCGGGGAGAGGGCGAGACCCGGGCGGGGGGGCCCCCCCUGCUCCCCGUGACCCCCACCCCGCCUCCCCCUCGCCCGCGGGGCCCCCCCGGCUCGGCCGACGGGAGCCUCUCGGACAUCGGCACGGACGAGAGCGGCGGGGACGAGCCCGGAGCGGGUCCCGGUGCCGGUACCGGUGCCGGUGCCGGGGGGGUGACCCCGCGCCGGGGGCUGGCGGCCAAGCUGCAGCAGCUGCUGUCGCCCGGCAAGCGGCCCCCCCCGCGCCCCGCAGAGUCCCCCCGGGAGCCCCCCGGGACACGCCGGGGGUCGGAGCAGAGGGACGGGGACCCCCCUUCACGCCGCAGCCCCGCAGAGACCCUGCUGCGACCCCGGGAGCGCCCCGAGUCCACGGCGUCAGAGAGCUCCGUGUCCCUGGGCAGUGAACUGGACCUGUCCGAUGCCUCGGGGGGCAGCACCGGGGCCCCCAAAUCCACAGAGCCCCCCAUGGAUGGGACAGCGGGGACGGAGCCCCCCGCCCUGGAGGUGCUGCUGUCCAGCUGCUCGCGCUGCCCGGGCUGUGCCGGGCUCGUGUUCGACGAGGAGCUCAUGGCGGGCUGGACCUCGGACGACUCCAACCUCAACACCUCCUGCCCCUUCUGCUCCCGCUCCUUCGUGCCCUUCCUGAGCAUCGAGAUCCGUGACUUCCGGCAGCCCCCCAGGUGGGACCCCCGGGACACCCCCCCCGACAGCCUCGGGGACCCCCGUCCUCUGUGGGGACACCCCAAUCGCGUGGCCUUCGCCUACCUGAGCCCGCUGGUGCUGCGCAAGGAGCUGGAGAGCCUGGUGGAGAACGAGGGCGGGGAGCUGCUGGCACGGCCCGAGCUCGUGGACAGCCACCCCAUCAUCUACUGGAACCUCGUGUGGUAUUUCCAGCGCCUGGCCCUGCCCAGCAACCUCCCCCUGCUGCUGCUGGGCUCCCAGCACGCCCCCCGCGACCCCCAGCCCCCCGAGCCCUCCCGGGUCCGUGUGAGGCUCCUGUGGGAUGUGCUGAGCCCCGACCCCGAGAGCUGCCCCCCACUCUACGUCCUGUGGAGGCUGCACAGUAACAUCCCCCCUCGGCUGCACCCCUGGGGACCCCCAGCUCCGCCGUUCUCGCUGACGUUCCUCGAGGCCCUGCUGAGCCACGUGGGGCUCAACGAGGUGCACAAAGCCAUUGGGCUCUUCCUGGACACCCUGGCGGCGCCCGGAGCCCCCCGGACCCUGCACAGGAGCAUCUACCGGGAGCUGCUGUUCCUGACGCUGGCGGCGCUGGGCCGGGAGCACACGGACAUCGCCGCCUUUGACCGCCGGUACCGCUCGGCGCUGGGCAAGCUCGGGGGGGCUCUGGGCCGGGACGAGCUGCGGCGGCGGCGGGCGCAGCCCCCCAGCGCCAAAGCCACCGACUGCCGCCGCACCUUCGGGGCCCCCCCCGAGUGCUGA
Molecule: messenger RNA, 4347 nt
Organism: Sturnus vulgaris (Common starling)
Lineage: Eukaryota; Metazoa; Chordata; Aves; Passeriformes; Sturnidae
Source: RefSeq, a predicted model, not a curated record